AUGAAGAGAAUCCAGUCUAGUAUAAGUGUUCAUCGUACAACGAUUGGGUUAUUAUUGUUGCUGGUGGUGUUAGCAAACGAAGCAAAAGUAACCAGAGCAUCAAAUUCAGCUUCAGCUUUUGUUCAAAACGUUAUUUACUCCAACAAGAUUGUCAUCUUCUCCAAAUCUUACUGCCCGUAUUGUAUGCGUGCCAAGCGUGUGUUCAGUGAACUGAAUGAGAAACCUUUUGCCGUGGAACUUGAUCUUCGAGAUGAUGGAGGGGAAAUUCAGGAUUAUCUGCUUGAUUUAGUUGGCAGGCACACUGUCCCGCAAAUAUUUGUGAAUGGCAAGCAUAUUGGUGGCUCGGAUGAUCUCCAAGCUUCCGUCAAGAGUGGUCAAUUGCAGAAACUUCUAGGCACGGAGUAG
Dovyalis caffra is the source of this 405-nucleotide messenger RNA. The record is from the annotation of a GenBank genome assembly. NCBI's taxonomy places the organism in Eukaryota, Viridiplantae, Streptophyta, Magnoliopsida, Malpighiales, Salicaceae.